Messenger RNA from Meleagris gallopavo (turkey), 2892 nucleotides. NCBI's taxonomy places the organism in Eukaryota, Metazoa, Chordata, Aves, Galliformes, Phasianidae. The record is from RefSeq and is a predicted model, not a curated record.
CCCCGCCCGGCCCCGGAGCCGCGCGCCGGGAGCUGUAGUCUCCGCGGCAGAGUCCGAGGCCGCCGCUGCGCGCGUCAUGCUGAGAGUUGUAGUCCGCCUUGCUGGCUGUUCCCCUCCCGCCGGCUCGUGGCCGCCAUCUUGGUCUCGUCUUUCCCGUAACGCUGGGUUUGUUCUCUGAUAAGGUGGGGUACUCCGCUCCCUGCCCCGAACGUGGGGCAGCAGUGCUGCCUGGACUGGUAGGAGCCGAUCGAAAAACGGCUGCCUGAGCUGUCAGGUAGCCCGGUCCCGUAUUUUUAUGCGCCUGCUGUUGUAGCUCGGGGCACGAGAUAGUACGGGGUGGUUUUUUAGAGCUCUGACUGGGAUGCGUAACCGUGUUUGUGGGGGUAGAACUGUUUGCAGAAGGAAGACGUGCCAGCUGACUGCUGUACAGCGUACGAGCAGAUACAGCGGGUUGGAAUGGACGUACCGUUUGUGCGGGCUCGUGUGUUUUUGCUUUAUUUCUCGGGGGGAAGAAGACGUCAAAAAGGUACUAAGUCUCAGGAAAGGUACUGGUCUUCAGAAAGUACUAUGGACAACGUGAAAAAUGCUGAUAACAGCUCUUAUAAUGGUGGAGCUCUGCUUAGAAUGGGCCUCAAUGAUAACAAAGCUGGAAUGCAAGGUUUGGAUAAAGAGAAAAUUAAUAAAAUCAUUAUGGAAGCUUCCAAGGGCUCCAAAUUUUAUGAAAACGAGCUCAAAAAAGAUCAACAAGUUAACCAACGAAUUGAGAAAAUGAUGCAGCUUAAGGAGAAAAUUACACAACAACAGCUGUUGAAAGCACGGUUGCGGGUGGACAAACUGGUGAUGGAACUGGAACAGAGUCGCAACCUUAGUUGUACUAUUGUACACAUUGACAUGGAUGCCUUCUAUGCAGCUGUGGAAAUGAGAGACAAUCCAGAGCUGAAGGAAAAACCUAUUGCAGUGGGAUCAAUGAGUAUGUUGUCCACCUCAAACUACCAUGCUAGGAGAUUUGGUGUACGUGCAGCCAUGCCUGGAUUUAUUGCUAAAAAGCUGUGUCCACAUCUAACUAUAGUACCGUUAAACUUUGAAAAAUACAGAAAAGUGAGUGAAGAGGUUAAAGAGAUACUGGCUGAAUAUGAUCCCCAUUUUAUGCCUAUGGGCCUAGAUGAAGCCUACCUGAAUUUAACAGAGCACUUGGAGGAAAGGCUGCAUUGGCCUGAAGAUAAAAGAAGAUACUUUUUGAACACAGAAAACACUACAGAAAAAAAUAAAGAAGAUAUAAGCAUAUCUGGCAGAUUGAAUAUAGAUGGAUACUCUUCUUCACCAGAGCUGUUUGAAGAUGGCACAUCUGUAAUGGAUGAUCACUCUGGACAAAGAUAUCAGUCACUGAAAAAUGUAGUUGUGUUUGGAACCUCUGCAGAAGAAGCUGUGAAGGAAAUUCGCUUUAGGAUUGAGCAGAAAACUCAACUGACUGCUAGUGCAGGUAUUCAAAACACGUAUAAAUAAUAAUCUUUUGUGUUUCCACAGUGUGUUGUACACUAAUCUCAGGGGAUGCUACAGUCUUAAGAAAUAAGUAUUGCCACAGCAUUCUCAUGCUGCAAAGAAAUAUGCCUCCUUUGCAAUUGUGUAAAAACUUCUGUCUUUCAGGUAAUUACUGAAACCUUAUAUGUAUCAAAGCCAUUCCUCUAUUUUCUAAAUCAUAUAAGUAGUUCUUUUUGCUUCUUUCGUCUUGAAAUGGAAGUAGUGUAGAGACAGGAUGAGGAAAAAUGGCCUCAAGUUGCGCCAGGGUAAGUUUAGGUUGGAUAUCUGGAAAUACUUCUUUACAGAAGUGGUCAUUAAGCACUGGAAAAGGCUCCUCGGAGGGGUGGUUGAGCUACCAUCCUUGGUUAUGUUUAAAAACCGUCUGGAUGUGGUGCUCAGGGACAUGAUUUAGUGGAGGGUUGUUAGAGUUAUGGUAGUACGGUUAGGUUGUGGUUGGACUUGAUGAUCUUGAAGGUUUUUUCCAACCUGAGUGAUUCUGUGAUUCUAAGUGAAUUGGGGAACUCAGGAAUUAACAUUAGCACUGCUGAUACUUGUUUUAGUGCCUCAUGUAAAUUGUUGUGAUAGCCUUAUGGCUGUAGAGUAAUCUGUUACUGAUUGCUGAAUUGGUUUUAGCUUGAAGAAAAGAUCAGUUAUUGCUACCUCUAGCAGUCUUGCCACACUGUUCCCUUUGUUCCUUUUAAUACAAUAUUGUAAUUCAUUUAAAGGGAAGUAAAUGUGUUUAAGUUAAUAAAAUAUUGAGAAAGUUUUUAAUAUUUACCAUCCAAGCUUCCUGUCUUCAGGCAACCUACCUGGAAGCGUUGAUAAUUUGCCUUAGAUACCUAAUAAAUAAAUAAAUAAAUAAAUAAAUAAAAAAUAAAUAGAGCAUGCUCCUAGUAAUCUAGUUUGGAUGGCAUCCAAAGAGCUUUGUGAACCAGGUGUGUGAAGCAUCAGGGAAUGCUGAACUUUAUGAAGCAGGUAGGUGUGAAGGCCAGGGAAAUGUCAAAAGCAAGCAGAGAUAAAGGAAUAGGUAGUAGAAACAGAUGAGAUUGCCCCAUAUGUUAUAAGUAGUAGUAAAGUAAUAAUUUUGUUCUUCUGGAAUGUUAUCCGCUGAAGGAUAAAAUACUGUUUAUGAAGCUUUUAUAAAAUGAAACAUGUUUAGAAGGCUAAUAGAAAACUUCUGAUCAGCAAUAGUGAAAGAAAAUUACUUCUACCAACUAGACUGUGGAUAUAUAACCUCUGAGCUCACCUGGGCUUCAUUGAGAGAAGAGGAAUCGUGUUGGGCCAUUUAUAAAAUACAUAAUGUGGUUAGCAUGUGUAACUAACAAAACCUCUUUCAUUUUUCAGUAAUUUGUAUAAAAACAUUAAAAAAAAAAA